GUGUCAAGGCGGGCGGGAGGGGUGGGGAGGUGGAGCGGGAGAGUGGUUGCCGUCAUGGCUUCUGUGGUAAGGAAAAUCAUCAGCACUGCUAAGGCUCCUGCGCCGCUGGGUGCUUACAGCCAAGCAGUGCUUGUAGACCGGACCAUGUACAUUGCAGGACAGAUAGGUAUAGAACCUUCCAGUGGGCAGCUUGUCUCUGGAGGUGUAAAGGAAGAAACUAAGCAGGCGUUUAAAAAUUUGGGGGAAAUCCUGAAAGCUGCAGGCUGUGAUUUUAGCAAUGUUGUGAAGACCACGGUUUUGAUGGCAGACAUGAAGGACUUCAAUGAUAUGAAUGAUAUUUACGGUCAAUUUUUCAAAUCAAACUGCCCAGCCAGAGUAUCCUUUCAGGUUGCUGCUUUGCCAAAAGGUGCCCGGAUUGAGAUUGAAGCUAUUGCCAUUCAAGGGCCCAUCCAGAAUGUUCCAGCCUCUCUAUAAGUGAAGACUGAAUGUCCUACACUAAGCUCACCUGGAAAGAAUGGUUUAGUGCUGAGACUCAAUUACAUUUUUCACGCUGAAGCAAUUGCUAAUCAGGGUGGAUAUUCAUUUCAGAAAGAAGGAAGUGAUGCUUCUCCAAAAUCACAUCUUCAUAGUUACAAAUCAGCUUCAAAUGAAUCUCUACCUGCAACAUUUUUCAUAGUCUUUUUCAUAGCCAUUCAACUUUGACUAUACUGUGAUUUGGGGGGGAAAGAAGACAUUCUAAUUGUAUGAGAGGGAACAGCCUGUUCAAUGAGAAUAAAUAAUAAUUGCAUGUUUAAUAA
Molecule: messenger RNA, 797 nt
Organism: Phasianus colchicus (ring-necked pheasant)
Lineage: Eukaryota; Metazoa; Chordata; Aves; Galliformes; Phasianidae
Gene: RIDA
Product: reactive intermediate imine deaminase A
Cellular component (GO): mitochondrion; cytosol
Molecular function (GO): deaminase activity
Source: RefSeq, a predicted model, not a curated record